This is a messenger RNA of Rubroshorea leprosula, 1784 nucleotides long. NCBI's taxonomy places the organism in Eukaryota, Viridiplantae, Streptophyta, Magnoliopsida, Malvales, Dipterocarpaceae. The record is from the annotation of a GenBank genome assembly.
GAUUGUAGCAAAGCUGUUAGCAAAUCGUCUUAGAAAAGUGCUGGUCAGGGUGAUCGGGGAAUAGCAAAUGGCUUUCAUUGAAGGGAGACAACUGAUGGAUGGAGUAGUCAUAGCAAAUGAGGUGAGAAAUGAGGCGAAAAAGAAAAAGAUGGAAAGCUUUUUAUUCAAAGUUGAUUUCGAAAUAGCAUACGGCAAGGUGUGUUGGGAAUUCAUUGAUUACAUGCUGUUUAGAUUGGGAUUUAAUAUCAUUUGGAGGGGAUGCAUUCAAGAAUGCUUACGAUCAAGUAUGAUCUCGAUCCUCAUCAAUGGAAGCCCGACAAGACAAUUUCCUGUUGGCAAAGGAAUAAGACAAGGUGACCCACUAUCUCCUUUCUUGUUCCUAAUUGUGGCGGAGGGUCUAAAUGGCCUAAUGUCUACUGCAGUUGAGAAGGAGUUAUACAAGGGAGUGAGGAUUGGUAAUGGAGCAACAAUGGUGUCCCAACUACAAUUUGCAGAUGAUACUACUUUCUUCGGAGAGGCAACCGAAGACAACAUAAAGGUGGUUAAAUGCAUCAUGAGAAUCUUUGAAAUGGCAUCAGGAUUGAAAAUCAACUUUGGGAAGAGUCAACUAAUGGGUGUGGAGGUGGAUAAUGACUGGAAAGACAGAAUGGCUUGCAUUUUAUGCUGCAAAAAGGGAAAAUUUCCUUUUAAAUACCUGGGAGUUCCAAUUGGGGGGAAUCAUAGAAGAGGCCGGAUCAUGCUCAUUAAUUCUGUAUUGUCUAAUCUACCCGUUUUCAUGAUGUUGAUAUACCGAAUUCCCUCAGGUAUUCUCAAAUCCAUUGAUAAAAUGCGUAGAAAUUUUUUAUGGGGGGGAGAAGGGGAGGGAAGGAAAAUAAAUUGGGUAAGCUGGGAGAGGGUUUGUAAAAAUAAAGAGUGGGGCGGGCUCGGGGUGAAGGAUAUAAGGAGUUUCAAUUUAGCAUUAAUAGGAAAAUGGUGGGGACAUCUAGCAUCCAAGGAUGAGGGGUUGUGGAGGAGGGUAAUCGAAGGAAAAUAUAGCGAGGGAAAAGGUAAUUGGAUGGAUUGGGUAAGAGACGGUAGAGGAAUGGGUUCAUUAUGGUGGAGGGAUGUAUGCAACCUCAAUAAUAGAGAUGGAGAGAAUGUAGGAUGGCUAGAAGAUGGAUUUAGAUUAAGGAUAGGAGAAGGUAAAGGAGUGAGUUUUUGGUGGGAUAAGUGGUGUGGGGAGGGAUGUCUUGCUAACAUAUUCCCUAGAUUAUACCUUUUGUCAACAGGAAAAGACAAAGAAUGCUACCAAAUGGGUAAUACUCAAAAUGGUACAUGGAAAUGGAAUCUUUCAUGGAGAAGAACCUUGUUCGAGUGGGAAAAAAAGGCCGCUAUGAAACUCCAGGGGAUACUUGACAACGUGAAGAUCACUUCUGGAUGCCUUGACAAAUGGCAAUGGAUUCACAGCAGUGAUGGUCUCUACUCAACAAAAAUGGCUUAUGUGAAGUUGACAAAAGAACGGGCGGGAUCGAAGGAAGCAAAAAUGUCAAAGAGAAUAUGGAAUCCCAUGCUUCCGAGCAAGAUAGCUGCCUUCAAUUGGAGAGUAAUACUUGACAGAAUUCUUACCAAAGUUAAUCUACAUAAAAGAGGAGUUAUCAAGGACAUGGAAUAGGCAAAAUGUGGUAUAUACGAGGAGUAUGAGGGCAUCAACCACCUAUUUCUAAAUUGCAAAUUAAGUAAAUGGCUUUGGAAAGCUUGCAGCAAAUGGUGGGGGACCACAGUAACAUUAAAAGAAGACUGCUGCA